AUGGAUCGACCUGAAGCCAUCAAGCUAUCGACAGCACCUGUCAGAAAGAGAAAAAAGAACAACACAGCCACAACCACAGCCACAACCACACCAAUAACAACAACACAAACAGUCUCCACAGGAACAGCAAUAACAACAUCAACAACAGCAACAAAGGGUGGUCGUCGCCAGACUAAUAGAGUAUUAUAUUGUAUUUGUCAAAAGCCAUAUGACGCAUCAAGAUUUAUGAUUGCAUGUGACGAAUGUGAUCAAUGGUUCCAUGGAGACUGUGUCAAUUUUACAGAGAGCGAGAGUGAGCUUAUAGAUUCCUACAUCUGUACUCCUUGCACUAAAGGUACAUUAAUAGCAGACUUGGCAUGA
Molecule: messenger RNA, 360 nt
Organism: Phycomyces blakesleeanus NRRL 1555(-)
Lineage: Eukaryota; Fungi; Mucoromycota; Mucoromycetes; Mucorales; Phycomycetaceae
Exons: 1
Coding region: 1-360 (119 amino acids)
Biological process (GO): positive regulation of DNA-templated transcription
Cellular component (GO): Set1C/COMPASS complex
Source: RefSeq, a predicted model, not a curated record